GACGUGCAACUCCCCGAAUCAGCAAACCUUCCCGCACCUACGGCUAUUUACCGUAUUGACGAUUUAAUUGAUCGGCACGACUAUGCAUUGUUUAAGGGUGCAACUUCGUGUUGGCACAACUAUUCAUUAUAUAUAAGGUAUUCGUCUUUGCUGUCUGUUUUCUGCAUCUUCACACGCCCACUCUACACGCUCACCAAAUACACCUCUACAUAUCUAUUCUCAAUACGAACUACUAGAACCUCAACUUCACAAUGGUUUCCUUCACCGCUCUCGCUCUUCUGGCAACUUCUGCCAUGGCCGGCCCUGUCGCUCGCCAGAUCGCAAUCCCCGAAAACUGGGAUUGGCAAGUUGAGAACUGGGAGGCUGGUUGCGGUCGAUCCGGCUGCUACUACAACUUCAACGUUACCGUACCGACUAUCAAGGGAGAGAUCGCAGGUGUAAAGGCAUACUGCCACGGCUACGAACAGGGAUACGACAACAGCUUCACCGUCCCUUCAACAUACGAGACUUGCCAGCUGCUCGAGGGUGUCAACAACGGUGUUGCUGCUAGGUUUUCUUUGAGGGAAAACGAUGGCCAAGGAUUUGGACCCAAGGAGAUUGAGGUCAGCUUCCUGUACGCUGGAUAUGAGGACCGCCCUGCCUACAACUUCUCCGGCAGCCACGAGGCCAGGUACAACCAGUUUGUUGCACCACAACUCAACUUCACCAUCACCCCUACAAAGGUGUUCGGUAUCGCAUAAACGUGGUUGUGUGAAUCGGAACGGCAGAGAGCUCCCUUAGCAACCUUAUGUCGAGUAUAGACCACAAAGAAUAAUGUUAAUGAUUAUAAAACAAAUCAACAUGAAAAACCUCGCGGUAUACGCGCGCAUAAUAUGAUGGUCGUGACUAGAGAUGCCUACCUAGGUAGUCUUUGAGCCCGAUGUUGUACUAUGCUUGAUAUUUAGCAAGCAUGCUGAGAUGUAUGUAGCUGACAAACGAUGGGCAGCAGUUGCUCAACACCGGUUACGAGCCGUCACACUUUGACUGACAACGCCUCGACACUAAAAUCCGGAGAUUAGGAAAUAGCGAUACCCGCUGAUGAACCACAUUCACAGACGACGACGGCGAGAUGUAUGCGAA
Messenger RNA from Alternaria alternata, 1119 nucleotides. RefSeq lists its product as hypothetical. NCBI's taxonomy places the organism in Eukaryota, Fungi, Ascomycota, Dothideomycetes, Pleosporales, Pleosporaceae. Bases 252 to 740 code for a protein of 162 amino acids. The record is from RefSeq and is a predicted model, not a curated record. The transcript is spliced from 2 exons.